UGUACCAGCACCCAGUUUUGUUUGAAUUUUACCGUUAGGAUAGACUAGCAAUAAACAUAUCUUGCAUAAACCAUAUUUUUUGACCAAAUUUUUUUCUCUCAAUGGUGUGAAGUGUGAACUUCCGAGUCGCAGUCGCAGCUAGCUACUAUCCUACUGUUGUUAUUAUUCAUCAAAAUGUUGUUUCUCUUACUUUCUUCAAGGAAAACCCUAAAUUUAACCAGGUGUGUUCUGUCCAAAUUUCUUCUUUCUUUUUCUUCUCACUCUCAAUUCAAUUCCAAUCAUCUUGAUGUUACUCACGCCGUUUCCUCAUUCAAUUUCAUGCUCCAAAUGCCCCAUACUCCAUGCAUUAUAGAAUUUACCAAGAUUUUAGGUUCCCUUGUUAAGAUCAACCAUUAUCACACUGCAAUUUCUCUUUUUCCUCAGUUGGAAUUCAAUGGAAUCAUGCCAAGUAUCGUUACUUUCAACACUAUGAUUAAUUGUUAUUGUCACACUAGUCAAAUGGCAUUUGCAUUUUCUCUAUUAGGAAAAAUUCUCAAGAUAGGCUAUCACCCCAAUGCCAUAACCUUGACAACGCUCAUCAAAGGAAUGUGUCUUAGCGGUAAGGUGAAGGAUGCUCUGCACUUUCACGACCAUGUCGUUGCACGAGGGUUUCAGUUGGAUCAAGUUAGUUAUGGAACAUUGAUCAAUGGUUUGUGUAAAAUUGGGGAAACAAGAGCCGCCUUGCAGCUGUUGCGACGAAUUGAAGGGAAAUUGGUCAUCGGAGAUGUGGUAAUGUAUACGACAAUCAUGGAUAGUUUGUGUAAAGAUAAAUUUGUAAAUGUUGCCUAUGAGUUAUACUCUGAAAUGAUUGCGAAGAAAAUUUCUCCAAGUGUUGUUACUUUCAGAACUCUAAUUUAUGGGUUUUGCAUUGUUGGUCAAUUGCAAGAAGCAUUUAGCUUGUUUCAUGAAAUGGUAUUGAAAAAUUUCAACCGCAAUGUUUAUGUUUUUAAUAUAUUGGUUGAUGCAUUCUGCAAAGGAGGGGAAAUGAAAAAAGCUAUGAAUGUGUUGGCUAUGAUGAUGAAAGAUGGUGUUAAACCUGAUGUUGUUACUUAUAGUUCUUUAAUGGAUGGGUAUUGCUUAGUUAAUCAAGUGAACAAGGCCGUAAAUAUUUUCAACACUAUGGUCGACAAGGGAGUGGUGCCGAAUGUUCGGAGCUACAAUAUCAUUAUCAAUGGAUUGUGCAAGAAUAAAAUGGUGGAUGAGGCUAUUAACCUCUUUAAAGAAAUGCAUAGUAAGAAGAUUAUGUCUGACGUAGUAACUUACCAUACUCUCAUUGAUGGUUUGUUUAAAUCGGGAAAAAUCUCUUAUGCUUGGGAGCUUGUUGACGAGAUGUAUAGUAUAGGUCAACCAGCUGAUGUUAUCACUUACAAUUCUUUAGUACAUGCUUUAUGCAAAAAUCAUUAUCUUGACGAGGCAAUUGCAUUGGUUAACAAAAUUGUAGGUCAAGGUGUUCAGCCAAAUAUCCGCACAUACAAUAUACUAAUUGAUGGACUUUGCAAAGGUGGAAGACUAAAGAAUGCUCAAGUGAUUUUUAAGGAUCUUAUGGCUAAAGGCUAUCAUCUAACUGAUUGGACGCAUAACAUUAUGAUAAAUGGGCUUUGUAAGGAGGGCUUGUUUGAUGAAGCACUUGUCUUGUUGUCAACAAUGGAAGAGAAUGGUUGCACUCCAAAUGGAGUAAGUUAUGAAACAAUUAUCCAUUCUCUCUUUAAAAAAAAUGAGAGAGAAAAGGCCGAGAAACUUCUACAUGAAAUGAUUGCUAAAGGUCUGCUAUAAAAGUAAAAUUUGCCAAGUCAGGCUACCAUGUUUGGGAUACUGAAGAUCGUAGUCUGAGCAUGUCACGAGUCAGUGAAUGUAAAAUGAAGAUAAGUUCUGUGGUAUGUUAAAAAUAUUUCUCCAUACAUUCAAAUAUUAUCAAAGAAUGAGGGGAAAAAUGUGUCAGGAUAUCAUUAGUGUUCUGUGAUUGUAAGAAAGCAAUGUUGUGAUUUAGAAGGAAAAAAUCUAGAGUUCUGUGGUUUGGAAGAAAACAAUGUUAUGUUUUAAAAAAUUGUGAUUGUAAGUUAUUUAAAAUUUUGAGUUCAGUAUGAAUAAACCCAAACAAGGAAUUUAACCUGUAAGAAACUCUAUCUUUGAUAUGAAAAAGAGACAGAGUUGGACUCAUUUUGUUGCAACUUUAUUGAGAUUCGGAGUUGAAGUUACAUAGAUUUGGAGUUUAUUCAGAUUUGCAAAUGGAUUCCUCACCAUUUGUAUAGAUUAAACUUCGAUAUUAUCCUGUGUGAUUCAAAAGAUUGAACCGUCAUCUCAACCACUGCGACAAAAGAAGGGUGGUCAGUCUUGAGUAUCUCAUCCGUCGACGACGAUGACGGAUGUGCUUGCUGCACUAAUAUGCCCCUUCAAAACUGCAAUGAUGUGAGAAUCAUGCUCUCAAUAUUUGGUCACUAUUGUACAAAGUACCCGAUUGAAUUAGACACUAUUUUGGUCAGAUCUAUUUGUGCUAUCUAUUCAAACUUGAUUCAUUCUAAAACAUUUGAUGAAAUCGAAGUACAUGGUUGAAGUGUUUAUUUUU
This is a messenger RNA of Lathyrus oleraceus (garden pea), 2602 nucleotides long. RefSeq names its product putative pentatricopeptide repeat-containing protein At1g12700, mitochondrial. Lineage: Eukaryota; Viridiplantae; Streptophyta; Magnoliopsida; Fabales; Fabaceae. The transcript is spliced from 2 exons. The record is from RefSeq and is a predicted model, not a curated record. Gene Ontology annotation, molecular function: protein binding. The coding region runs from base 175 to 1812 and encodes 545 amino acids.